AUGUGCACCUCCAGACUUGGCCGCUUUACGCAGGCAGCAAAACUUUUGCCCCCGAACUCGGUGGAUGCUGUGGACUUGAACUGCGGCUGUCCCCAGGGCAUCGCCAGAAAGGGGCACUACGGAGCGUUUCUGCUGUCCGAGCCGGAAGUGAUUGAGGGCAUUGUCCGGACGCUGGACCGAGAGCUCGCGGUACCAUCUACCGUGAAAAUCCGGCUCGUGAACGCCAACGAAUUACAGGACACGCUGAAGCUCGUCUCCCGUUUGGAGGCCGCAGGUGCCUCCGUGCUUUGCCUUCAUGGCCGGACCAAGGAGAUGAAGGGCCAGUCUACUGGCCCACCCAACUGGGACGCCAUCGCAGCGGUCAAGCGUCGAGUCGGCAUCCCGUUAAUUGCAAACGGUGGAAUCCACACGCUCCCCGGCUUGGUUUGGGAUUCCUGGUUUUUGGAGGGUCUGACGCAACAUACGAAUGGUAGAUUCAGAUGUGCAUCGUGA
Messenger RNA from Symbiodinium necroappetens, 492 nucleotides. The record is from the annotation of a GenBank genome assembly. NCBI's taxonomy places the organism in Eukaryota, Dinophyceae, Suessiales, Symbiodiniaceae.